AUGCAGCUUAUGACCGUUCUUUCGUGCGCUUUGCGUAUAUGGGCUCCUACUUGGUGCCAAGGACCAAUUCCCCUCCAGUUGGAUGAUGCCAAGCAAACAUCACCAGCCCGGCAGUUUGUCCGCUUCGAGUUACACAUCACCUCUGGGAAGGUGGACGUAAUCGGUGUGGGCCCAAGAGAUGCCAUUCUCGUCAAUGGGACGUUCGUAGGCCCCACACUGCGGCUCAGUCAGGGAGAUGAUGUCGAGUUCUUGGUGCGGAAUUAUCUACGAGAAGACACCACGAUGCAUUUUCAUGGCAUAGAGCAACGGACGACGCCAUGGAGUGACGGCGUUCCUGGGCUUACGCAGCGCCAAAUCCAUGCCGGAGCCUCUUUUCUCUACCGAUGGACGGCAGAGGAGGCCGGGACCUUCUUUUAUCACGCCCAUUCCAAGGGCCAGCUGAUGGAUGGCCUCUAUGGCGCAAUCAUCGUAGACGCAUCGCCCGAAGCUAAGAGACCAUUCCAUCUCAUCAGCCGUGAUGAAUCUGAGGAACAAGCCAUGCGCGCGGCCGAGUCGAGAAAUCAGCCACUGCUACUUGCCGACUGGAGCCAGUACAAGUUUGACGACUUUUACCACAUCGAAACAACGGCAAACUUCGACUUGGCCUGCACCGAUGCCAUAAUCGUCAACGGACUCGGAUCUCAAUACUGCUUGGACCAGACCACGUUGGACAACAUGACCAAUCCCGUCAUCCUCAAGAUGCUGAAAGACCUCGGUGAGAACCACAUGACAGCAAAAGGCUGCGUGCCACCGAUUCAAGCGCUGCAGGGAGACUAUGACAUAGAUUUUGGGAAGCUCCCGCCGCAUGCUGUAAGGGAGUGCGUUGGGGGAAGAAACCCCAAAGGCAACUUCACUUUCAGUGUCGAUGAGGAACUGGGCUGGGCGGCCCUGACUUUUGUCAACGUUGGCGGCCUCUACCCAUUGCAAGUUUCUAUCGACAACCACGAACUUCACAUCUACGCAGUGGACGGGCAGUACAUUCACCCAGUAGUUGCUGAUCGCGUGUACGUCGGCAACGGAAACCGGGUGUCAGUCUUGGUGAAGCUUGACCAGGAACCUGCGCGGUACACUAUCGGAAUAGCCAAUGGCCUUUUGAACCAAAUCCUCGGGGGCUUUGCAGAGAUGACGUAUGGCGAUGCUGCCUACCAACCGCGUCACCAAAAGCCAAAGAUGAAUUACGCGGGCCAGCCCCUGAUCGACCAAAUCCGCUCAUUCAGACCAGAAGAAGGCCGGCCGUAUCCUGAACAGCGACCGGCUAGGCGACCUCAACGGACAGUCAAGCUGGUUUUGAGAAAGCCUGGUCGCCCUCAUGGUGCGUACGAGUGGAGUCUUUCUGGCCAUGAGCUGUACAACUUAACGGCAGAAGAACUGGAUCCGCCCAUGCUCUUCCAGGUGCCUGCCAAAGCACCCGAUAGCGAGCUGGUGAUUCUUUCACCAGUUGGUGACUGGGUAGACAUGAUCUUGGAGACCGAGGGACCGUUUGCUCAAAGUCACCCCAUUCACAAGCAUGGGAACAAGGUGUUCUUUCUUGGUUCUGGGAUCGGGAGGUUUCCGUGGAGCAGUGUAGAAGAAGCUGAACGAAGCCUUCCGGCGGGGUCGUUCAACUUCGAGAACCCAGCUCAUCUCGACACGUUUACCACACCUGACAUUGCCGGUAACGCACCUGCUGUCUGGACAGUCGUGAGAUAUCAGGUUACAAAUCCGGGUGCUUGGCUUCUGCACUGUCAUGUGCAGACUCACCAGGCUGGAGGAAUGGGUAUUGUCUUGAUGGACGGCAUUGACCAGUUUCCGAAGGUCCCACUGGAGUACCGCGAAUGGAACGGGUUCUCUCCGCCCUCGUAG
Molecule: messenger RNA, 1881 nt
Organism: Colletotrichum graminicola M1.001
Lineage: Eukaryota; Fungi; Ascomycota; Sordariomycetes; Glomerellales; Glomerellaceae
Product: multicopper oxidase
Exons: 1
Coding region: 1-1881 (626 amino acids)
Molecular function (GO): copper ion binding; oxidoreductase activity
Source: RefSeq, a predicted model, not a curated record